This is a messenger RNA of Nothobranchius furzeri (turquoise killifish), 3955 nucleotides long. It is a transcript of the gene tmem145, whose product is annotated as transmembrane protein 145. NCBI's taxonomy places the organism in Eukaryota, Metazoa, Chordata, Actinopteri, Cyprinodontiformes, Nothobranchiidae. The record is from RefSeq and is a predicted model, not a curated record. Gene Ontology annotation, biological process: G protein-coupled receptor signaling pathway; response to pheromone.
CGGCUCCAGAUGAAAACAUGAUUGCAAUCAGGGAUGACAUUUUAACUGUGGACGCGUCUCGUGGUCAAGCACGAGCGGAACAGGGCGCGCACCCACCACCACCACCCCAAUGAACACACACCUCCAUCAUCCACCACCAGCCAUCCAUCCCGCAGCUGGAGGAGGAGGAGGAUGAGAGGGGGGUGCACGAACAUCCAAAAGAAAUCCGUGUGGACGCGCCUCGCCUCCUGCGCUGCUCCUCCGUGCGCGCUCCCGAACAGAGGCAGGCAUCGGCUUGGGGAGCUCGGAGAGGAGAGCAGACGAGCGGCUGCGGGGGAGAGAGGAAGAUGGAGUUGAGGUUCGGGGAGAGACUCCUGUGGCUGUCCGUGCUGUCCAGCGUCCUCUGCGUGGACUCGGUCCUCGGAAAAUACGUGAAAGGCAUCGUGAACACCAAAGAGGACUGGGUUUUCCUCACACGCUUCUGUUUUCUCACCGAGUUUGGGCGGCUGGAUUUCCGAUUUCGCUACCCAAAGUCCCGAUGCUGUCAGAACAUAUUGCUCUACUUUGACGACAGCUCUCAGUGGCCAGCUGUGUACAAGAAGCCUGAAAAGAGCUGCGACCAAAAGGAAGCGGUGCUGAGGCCCGAAAACAACCAGGUCAUAAAUCUCACCACACGUUACACCUGGUCAGGAUGUGUGGUGGAGGAUGAUGGCAACGAGGAGGUUCUCAGCUGCGUGGGUGGUCGCAGUUUCCGCUCAGUGAGGGAGAGAUGGUGGUACAUCGCUCUCAGCAAGUGUGGGGGCGAAGGCCUGCAGCUGGAGUACGAGAUGAAGCUGACCAAUGGCCAGUCGUUUUGGACGCAGCAUUUCUCUGCAGAUGAGUUUGGGAUUUUGGAGACGGACAUCACGUUCCUGGUCAUCUUCUCCUUGGUGUUUCUCCUCUCCUGCUACUUCGCUUACAACCUGAAGGGAAGACAGCUUCUUCACACAACCUACAAAAUGUUCAUGACGGCAGCAGGUGUGGAGGUGCUCAGCCUGUUGUUCCAUUGUGUCUACUGGGGCCUGUAUGCCAGGGAUGGAGUUGGCAAUUUCAGCCUGAAAAUUCUCGGGAAAUUACUGUUCUCCGUCAGUUUCCUGGUGUUCCUUCUGAUGCUCAUAUUGUUGGGCAAAGGUUUCACUGUCACCAGAGCGAGGAUCAGCCACAGCGGGUCUGUUAAAUUAAGCAUCUACAUGACGGUCUACACAAUCACCUACGUCAUCCUCUUCAUCUACGAGGCCGAGUUCUUCGACCCGGGUGAAGUGCUCUACGUCUACGAGAGCCCCGCCGGCUACGGCCUGAUGGCCCUGCAGCUGGUGGCCUACGUGUGGUUCUGCUAUGCCGUGCUGGUUUCCCUGAAACACUACCCUGAGAAGCAGCCCUUUUACGUGCCAUUCUUUACCACGUACACGCUAUGGUUUUUCGCCGUUCCCGUCAUGGCUCUGAUCGCCAACUUCGCGAUUCCCCGUUGGGCUCGGGAGAAGAUAGUCAACGGCAUUCAGCUGGGCAUCCACCUCUACGCUCACAUCGUCUUCCUUGUUAUUACGAGACCAUCAGCAGCCAACAAAAAUUUCCCGUAUCACGUUCGGACAUCCCAGAUUGGGAUCCUCUUGUCCAGUCCAAAAGGAGGUGAAGGAGGGGAAAAGUUUCCCCAUCAUGCCUAUGGAAACAGCUCCUUCCUUGGAGACUCUCAGCCAAACUUUACUGAACUUUUCUCCAUCCAGUCAGCAUGUCUCUUUAAGCCUCCUCCUAGUGAAGGACGAAAGGAUCCAGUAAAGACUGUGGAGGAGACGGUGGCGCGCAAAGGACCAGAUGUGCAAAGGAACAGCGAGCAGAAGAUCAUCACCACUGCAGCAGAUAUGGCCUUCAUAUUGCCCCCGCCCCCGCCCCCGAUACCUCCACGCCCGGCUUCUCGUUCGCCCCCGAUGCCAUCUCGGCUCCCUUCCUUCACGGAGUAUUUCAGCAUGCAGAGUGGCAGCGGAGCGGGCUUUGGAACGAAGGCGUGAGAUGGGUGGAAACAAAAGACGGUGGUGGAAGGAGGGAUGGUAUGAAAGCAAUGGACAGAAUGACAAGAACACGGAGAGUCAAUGAAAACCAAGGUGUCAAAAGGUCACGAGAAUAAUAGAACGACAGACAGAAGUUACCAGAAAAUGAUUUCCUAAAUGGUUCUUUUUUUCCAUCAAGUGAAAACGAACAAAAAUGGAGAAAUAAGAAGAAACGGCCGACACACAAAUGCUGAGCUUGUAAAAGAAUAAAGAAGCAAUAAAUAUUAGAUGUCGACCAGUUGAGGGUGGAGAGACGAGGAAGUGCAUGUAGCCAGAGCAAUAGAGCGAUCGCUGUGCACAAAGUGGAAAUGAACAAAAUCCUUUCAUUCAAAAAUUCAUGAGGCUUUGAUGGUGUGCCUGCAAGAGUUUGUAAAUAGCUAAAUCCUUUCAGAUUUACAGUGAUAUUGCAAACUGUUUUAUUUUGUUGUAUUUUCACCACAUCACGUCCUAGUUGGUGCUGUGACUGCAGAAAAACUCAUGCCACAUUACAUGUAAAAAGUUAGAUUUUUUCACGUUUUAGUUUUAAAAUGGACACAUUUUGAUAAAGUUUGAUAUAUUUACGCUCUAUGGAGUCUAUGGGUUCAUUUCUAUACGUGUAUGCCUUCACUGGCUCUGGUUAUUCUGAUCGAUAUGCUGAUGUGUAACUGUAAAUCGUCACACCCGUAAAACAUGCAUGUUCGUAUCGUACUUCCUGUCCGAAAAGCAAACGCUGAUAAAUGUGCUCCAUGUGAUGAACAGUUGCUUAUUGUGUGUAUUGAGAAAUCCAUCCAUGUGUAAAAUCCAUACAGUAGGCUUCAGUCUAUUUUUGAUGGCGGUAUUUCUGUUGAAUAUUCUGAUCUUAUGCUUUAUGAAACCCGAUGGAAAACCAGUGUUAUUUCCCAUUUUGGUUUUAGUCGAAUUUCCACCAAAGUGCAGAAUUUGCCUGUUUUGAAACGGUCCUGUUCGUUAAUGUGGACGCCGGUGAAUGUAAUGAUGCAACACAGCACAAGGACAGCGGUGUUUCUGAACCAACUUUUAUCUGCAAAACACUUUUUUUUUGCUUCCACCAACAAAACAUCUCAGAUUUACAAGCAGAAGUUUGCUUUUUCUCUUUUUUAUUACAAGUGACGUCAUGCUCACCCCUGUCUUGUACCUGAAACCUGAAUAUUUGAUUUGCCGCAGUGCAGAAAGCUGAACAGAUAGUUUUGUAUAUUGAGUCGGGGGAGGGGGGCUGUGAACACGGCAACACAACUGUACAUUUCGUCUGUCCUGCAUGGAGCGCUUUAAUGUUCCUGGUCUGUUUAUUUCUGAUGAUGUCACCCCGUUAGGCCACUUUGACACCUGUAUUCAUCAUGCAGUAGCAUUCCCUCCACUUUGUAAAUGCAAACUAAAACCACCACUUUCCAGACAUCAUAUGGAACAAUUUGUUCAAAGUUGAUGCUUUUGUCUUGAUUUACCACAUCUGUGUUAAUAUACCAGAUUUAUCGGUGGAAGUCUUGCUGUCAUGGAGUUCUGACGUUAGGACCGUGGUGUGAAACGUGCUAAGAGUCUAGUCAGAGGUGUAAAUUAGUCCGUGAAACUGAACGAUACUUGAGUUAAGAGUACACAUUUUUUGAUUGUCUGACUUGCGUUUUGGCGUGUCUGCCAACUCGUCCGCCAGGACUUGGUGGGCUUUUAUUGACAGAGUACCGCUGCUUCAGCCUCGUGUGUACUGACAUUUAACCACAGGAGAGAGAAGUGAUAAGGCGUGACAGACAACAGCACAGCUUUUUGGCGACUCGGGAGCGAUCUGGUUAAGAGCACAUCACUAAAGCACCAUUCUAAUGCAUUUUAAUGGUGUCAAGUAAUGCUAAAUAUGCUGUACAUAGACACUUUUUGCCAAAAUAAAUAAUAAAAAUAAAUUAUGGUUUUAUUUA